This is a messenger RNA of Chlamydomonas reinhardtii, 3204 nucleotides long. RefSeq lists its product as uncharacterized. Bases 89 to 2719 code for a protein of 876 amino acids. NCBI's taxonomy places the organism in Eukaryota, Viridiplantae, Chlorophyta, Chlorophyceae, Chlamydomonadales, Chlamydomonadaceae. The record is from RefSeq and is a predicted model, not a curated record. The transcript has 9 exons.
CUGAACACUCGCAUCGUCGCAAGUCGCAGUUUUUUGCCAUGGCUUUGUAGUAAGGCUAGGUGGAUACAAACCCGUGAACUACGCUACAAUGAGACAGCUAUCUCUGUCUUUGUUAGCUCGGCUGGGGCGUGGCAGCAGGGGAUCGCUCCAGCCUGCGUCCAGUGCUAUUAAUAGUGGCGUCGAUCCCGGGGUGCUGUCGGGAGAGGAGUGCAGCACCAGUGCGCCAGCGGGAAUGCCCAGCUGGCUGCGCCAUUCGCGGCGAUAUGCGCAUCAGUAUAACUUGAUUCAGCCGGUGGACACAAACCACAUCAACGCGCUGCUGUCGUCGGCCACCGCGCUGGAGCAUGCCGCCGUGCCGGUGCUGCGCUAUUCCGCCUGGUUUGACCCGGAGCAAGUCACCCGCACCAUGCAACGGGUGCCGCGGAUGCUGCAGUACCAGCGGCGCAAAGGGCGGAGGGGCGCCGCCUACGCCUCCAGCCCCUCCUCCUCCGCCGACCUGGCCCGCUCGCUGCUUGACGCGCUGGGCUCCCGCCUCGCCGCCCUGGCUCCCGCCUGCUCCGACCAGCAGCUGGCGAGGGCGCUGUGGGCGCUGGGCGCGGCCCGCCACCCGCACCCGCAGGCGCUGGCGGCGGCGUGUGAGGUGCUGCCGCAGCGGCUCAAGGGCGCGAGUGGGGCGGCGGCGGCGGCGGGGGCUGGGAGUGGGGCGGGGGGAAUGGCUAUGACGGAUCUGGCGACGGCGGCUUGGGGCCUGGCGGCGGCGGCGAGCGCCGGGCCGCAGAGCGUGCGAGAGCCGGUCCGGCGGGCGCUGCAGGAGGUGGCGCGGCAUCUGGUGGCCAGCCGCCCCGCCGACCUGUCCGCCACCCCCGCCCUGCCGCAGCCGUCCUCCCCCUCCUCCAUCUCCUCCCCCUCCUCGGGUGCCGUGGCGCCGGCGGCGGACGAGGUGGCUGCCGCCGCCUCUGCCGCGGCGCUGGCGGCGGACCGGCCCUGGCUGGACCCGCGAUCUGCCGUGAAGCUGGCGUGGGCGUUCGCGAGCUGCGAGGUGAAGGACGCCGCCGCACUGGAUGUGGUGGCGGAGGCGGCGGAGGCGCGCAUCGCGUCGCAGCUGCAGGCGCACGACCCCACCACUGGCCCGCUCACGCCGCGAGCCACCUACAUGUACCAGACCAUCCGCGGCUGGCAGGCCUGGCCCCGCCCGCGCCCGCGCGUGAUCCGCUCCGCCGCCAGCGCCGCCCGCGGCGGCCGCAGCCGCUACCUGUACGACGACCGGCCGCGAGUGGUGCUGCGCGACUUCACGGCGGGCUCACUGGCGCAACUGCUGGCGGCGCUGGCGGCGGCGGGGCACCGGCACGAGGGCCUCAUGCAGGCCGCCGCCGCGCACCUGACCGCUUCCUCCGGCCGCUCCCUGCGCGUGGACCCACACGACCUCAAGCGCCUGGCCGCCGCCUUCGCCCGCCUCGACCUAGCGGCGCCCGCCGCCGCCAGCGGCGGCGCCGCCACCGCCGCCGCCUUGACGGCGCUGCUGUCGGCGGCGCAGCUGUCCAGCUUGCCGGCGCCGCUGCUGGCGCGCCUGGCCAUCCUGGCAGCGGAGUCCGGCGUGCGCCGCCGCAGCGUGUACGACAGACUGGUACGGCAGCUGAUGGCCCGUGCAUGGGUGCCCGGACCCGACGGCCAGCCGGCGGCGGCACCGGCGGCGGCGCCUGGCGGCGCCGUGGACGGCGGCUCCGCCACCGCCGGCGCCUCACUGGCGGUCGUGGAUGAGACGGCGGCGGCGGCGGCCGCCGCCGCCGCUGCCGUCACUGACCCAGAUGACCUAGGCGGUCCCGUGGUUCUGGAUCCACGGGCACGUGAGUCGCACUACGCACGUGCACGCGGCUCCAGCUACGACUCGGCAGCGCUGACGCGGCGCGUGGAGGCGGAGGAGGCGGGCUGGGCGGGCGCGCUGGCGGCGCCGCGGGACGCGUGCUCGCCGGCGCUGCUGGCGCGGGUGCUGCGGUCGCUUGCCAAGGUCGGCUACACCGCAUCAGACCCCGUGUCGCUGCCCUUCGCCGCGCGCCUCUUUGACCUCAUCAACCCCCACGUGGCAACCCUGGCGGCCGCGCCGCCACCCGUGGCCUCUGGCAGUGGCGCCGCCGCCGCGCCGCGCGACAGCCUGACCGACCUGGCGGCGGCGGCUCUGUCGUACCGCGACCAGCUAGACAAGACGUCAGCGGCGGUGGCGGCGCGCGGCACGCGCGACACCAUCCGCGAAAUCACCAACGUCAUUCUGUACGGCAGCCCGGAGCGCGCCAAGGCGGCGGACGGUGACCUGGUGCGGCGGCUGUUCGAGCUGACGCAGCGGAGCCUCGGCGGCGGCGCCGCCGCCGGAGGUGGCGGCGACGCAGGCCUGGCGGCGGCGCAGCACGACGCUGUGGCGGCGGCGGAGCUGCGGCGGCGCAUGGGGCUGUCGGAGCGCGGUGCCAUGCGGCUGGCGCUGACGCUGUCGCGUUGGCCGGAGGCGGUGGAGGAGCGCGAGCUCAAGGCGGUGCUGUCGCUGGUGGACGUGCCGCCGCCGGUGGCGGAGGCGGAAUCGGCGGGACCGGCGGCGGCGGCGGCGGCGGAGCGCGAGCGGCGGCGGCUGGGUGAGCUGCUGGGCAACCUGUCCAAUGCGGGCCGGCGGGGCGCGGUGCCGCCGCGGCUACUGGCGGCGCUUGGCGACACCGGCCCGGUUGUGGGUCUGUAGGCGGGGCGCAUCCGCUGAGUUGCUUGGGGGACCAGGGCCGACGGCACUCGCGCCGUAACGAAAUGAAGCGUUACUGUAUUGUGUUACCGCGAUAGGACCCGGUCCCGGGGACAAUAUUGGGGAAGGCUGGCGCGCAACUGUUUUGGUAAGGCACUGCCGCGGGUUAGCGUGCGACCUGCACUGCUGCGGGUUAGCGGCAGGCGGAGCGCGAGGGUAGCUAGGUGGUCAGGUGCGCGAGACCGUGGGGUUGAAGCAGGCAUUCGCAGCUCCCCGGUGCAGCCUUCAUUAGUAGCGAUGAAAGCUGCAGUUUCGUGGCAGUGUGGCAGUGGCGCUGGCGGUGCUGGUGUUGCGCGGCAGUUGGCAGCGACGGCAGGAUGGCAGUCGUUACCGCUCGAGGGCGCGGUGGACUGCAGUGCAUUGCGCGCAGCGGGCUGUUUAUUUCUGGCCUUCUGGGCUUCUGGCUCGGCUUGUAACACGGCAUGCGG